Messenger RNA from Histoplasma capsulatum G186AR, 1854 nucleotides. RefSeq lists its product as uncharacterized. Gene Ontology annotation, cellular component: nucleolus; nucleus. The transcript has 4 exons. Lineage: Eukaryota; Fungi; Ascomycota; Eurotiomycetes; Onygenales; Ajellomycetaceae. The record is from RefSeq and is a predicted model, not a curated record. Bases 1 to 1515 code for a protein of 504 amino acids. Gene Ontology annotation, biological process: maturation of SSU-rRNA from tricistronic rRNA transcript (SSU-rRNA, 5.8S rRNA, LSU-rRNA).
AUGGCAAAGAGACAUGAUCGGAUGAAGUCUCUAGCAGAGCAAAUUGCUGACCUAGAAGAUCCAACUCCGAAAGACUUUGACCCAGAAGACUUAAAUGACGGCGAAGAAAGCAGCGACAAUCAAUCAUCUGGAACGGAGGAUGGUAAUGCUAACGCCGGCCGGGAGCAUUACGUAGCUGUUGGAAAGAGCAAGCUCCGCAAACCGGAAAGAAUAUCUCUCGGAAGCGAAUAUGCUGGGUCACGAGUUAAUACAAGCGACGAGGUUAUGUCCGAGUCAGCUGAUGAGCUGGACGAAUCGGAGAACGGACGAGUGGGAGAAGAUAGUUCUGAUGCAGAAUCUGAGGAUAUGGAUAAUGGGCUAGGAUCUGGUGGUGAGCUAGAUGGAGUAACUGAUUCUGAAGACGAUCAAGAAUUUGGGGAGAGCAAUGAUGACGAAACGAGCGCGCCGGCCGCAUCAGACGAUCGCGCUGAAAUUAGGCGACUCAUGGCUUCUGAUCACAAAACUGUCGCAGCGUCAUUAUCUCAAGCUGCGAAGGCAGAUGCUGCAAAGGGGAGUGCGAUCAAGCGACAGCGGUCGGCGUUCGGUGCCAUACUGAACGCACGUAUCAAACUUCAGAAGGGCAUUACAAUUCUGAACGGUCUACCGUCUACGUCGAAGGAUGAUAACGCGAUCGACCAGGCCUCAAUCAAGUCUGCCGAAGCUGCGGCACUGGCCCUUUGGAGCACGAUCGAAGAUCUUCGACAUGCACUUGUCGAUGCCCAAACCAGCAGCAUCUCUUCUAAAAAACGAAAACGUGGCCUGCAUCCUUGUGCCUCCACCUCGUCGGCAGAUAUCUGGAACCGCAUGGAAGAAAUCGAAGCACAGUCACGGCCCCACCGCCGCGCAGUCCUGGAUAAAUGGGCAUUAAAAACACGUGGCUCAAGGGCGGCACUGCCGAACGCCAGAGGUAAACUAAUGAAUCACGGAGCAGUUGACCAGCAAACAAUAACUUCCGUACUGGAUGCCCACAUUGCAACAGAACUGGAUAGUCACCCGUCCAAACGCACCAUGACGGACAAGGUCCAACAACUUAAACAACCCAACGGCACUUCUGGCGCCUCACACGAGCUUAACGAGGUUUACGACGACUCUAUUUUCUAUCAGGCUCUCCUCCGCGACCUUGUGGAAGAACGAAUGUCAGCCAACAGCGGCGUCGAGGCACUUCAGAUGCAGCUUCCCUCUCGCCUUGCUAUCCACCCCACCACUGGGAUGCGCAAGGAUAAGGUUAAAAGAUCUGUGGAUACCAAGGCAUCCAAGGGCCGUAAGAUGCGGUAUACAGUUCAUGAGAAACUGCAGAAUUUCAUGCCUCCAGAGGACAGAGGUACAUGGGGAGAUCGCGCCAGGGAGGAGUUCUUCGCUUCCUUGCUGGGGAGAAGUGCGCGGGCGGUUUUGGGUGAGGAUGAUGAGGAUGAGGACAAGGUUAUGGACGAUGAGGAGGAUGUUGAAGAGGAUGGACUCAGACUCUUUCGGAGUUAGGAAAUAGGAUAGAGGCCAUUAAUAUUUCGUUCCUUAUUGUUAGAUUAUUAUAUCUAUGCCUGCUCUCCAUUUAUCGAGUACCGGCUUACUGAUGUCUAUAUGUUCUAUCGUCGACGCAACGCCAUAUCCGGCAACGGCAUUUAUCCUCUACACGUAUAAAUCUUCGAAGGAGUGGAACGCUCCACAGUAUGAACAAUGUGCAACGGUAAUCGUCCCACGACACUCACUCUCGCUCUUAUUAAGCCUUAAAAAGGCUUUCCCAUCACCUAAUUGAAGAGCUAUCAACAAGGAAGAAGCCUUACAGAUCCGAUGUCUGUUUAGACUAGUAUGAAUCGUGUU